Molecule: messenger RNA, 9872 nt
Organism: Mercenaria mercenaria
Lineage: Eukaryota; Metazoa; Mollusca; Bivalvia; Venerida; Veneridae
Exons: 4
Coding region: 2295-6515 (1406 amino acids)
Biological process (GO): G protein-coupled receptor signaling pathway; cell surface receptor signaling pathway
Cellular component (GO): membrane
Molecular function (GO): G protein-coupled receptor activity
Source: RefSeq, a predicted model, not a curated record
UUUUUCAUCCCCGUCGAUACGAGAUCUGAUACAUUACCAUAAUUUAGGGAGAAUAUCCUGAAUUAGUUAUGUAUCAGCAUGUUUGAAAAUUAAAAAAAAAAGGAAAGCAUAUCUGAUACAUUCACCAUAAUUUAGCGACAACAUCGUGAAUUAGUUAUGUUUCAGCAUGAUUGACAAAAAUUUAAAAAGAAUAGCCACUUCGUAUUGACAUAAUCUGAUAUCAGAUUUUGCGAAAAUGUUCAAAACAGGCUCGGUCUUGAUGACUGAGGUCAUACAAAGAUUGAAUUAUUCUGAACAUUUUGAGUCUCAGUUGAGUUUGAUUAUGAAACAUUUUCAUUGAUAUCAAAAUUGCAUGUUAAAAUUUAAAUUUUAAAUUCAUGACUAUUUUCAAGUAACUAUUCAGUAAGGAUUAUCAUGUCUCAACUGGAAUUUCACCUUAUAGGCUGAUAAAAUUUCAAUCUAAAACUUAGCUGAAACCGAAAAUUGAUUUUUGAACAAAGGUCCGCGGGACGCGUCCAAGGUCAAAGUUUCGAUCAUAUUCCAAAAAUGUUUUAUGGCCAGUACAUUGUAUAGAAUUGUCAACGAAAUUAUAUUUUGACACAGCCAACUCCAAUGACAAUUUGAGCACUUCUUUGUUGUCAUUUGAUAAACCAGCUUAGUAGUCGAGACUAGCCUUUUAUCAUUAUUGUCAAAGCCUUUUUUUUAGUCGAGUACCUUUUCGAAUAUAUGCCUAUAUGGUACAUGUAGAAGCUGUGCUUAGGGGAACUUUGUACAAAGAUUUAAACUCGUGAAAUCUCAAGGUCUAUAUUGGUUUAAAAUUCAUAAUGUAGCCGUCAUGUAUAUCACGAUAGGGUGAACGGGAAACUGAAUGAAUUCAGUACCAUAUAAAUCCGACUUUGUAGGUUUUGAAAUGGUUAAAAAUAUAUAAUAGCACAUUUUUUUUACUGCGGUGCAUUUUAAUGUCAAGCAUCGUAUCGCGCAUAUUCAAAAUUGUGCGUCGUACAGUAGCAGUGCAAUAAUACGAAACUUCAUGUUUCCAUGUACACUUUAGGCCUAUAUAUUCCUUGAUACCAAAUAGUCAAUUAUAAUAAUUAGUAAUAACUUGUUAUAUAUGUUGCUGUGAUCCCGUAGGGGUUUCCUGAGCUAAAAUAGGUGAAGCUCUUGCGGCGCAGGGGAAGAGUGUCUGUCUCCUCACCAGGAGGUCAUCGGUUCAAAGCCUGGAUUAUAGGAUAUGUUGAUCGUUGAGUCAACAGCCGUUUCCACUGCUAGCGAGUACUGGCUAGAAUUUCACGAAAUACAAAUAUGUUGCAGCACUUCUAAUAAAAAAGAACAUGCUUUCGAUAAAGAUAAAACGUAAAAAAGAUAUUAGAAUUUCUAAAGAAUUAACAGUCAUUGUCUCUCACUUGAUUUACAGACGUCCAAAAUCAAGUUCUAAUUAUUACAAAUAUUGACAGGGCCAAAAUUCGAAGUGUACCCUGCUACUUUAUACCAAAUUCUUGUUUAUUUAUAUACCUGUCCGUUACUCUAAUGUCGCGUUUAGGUACUUUGAUAACCAUAUUUUUUUUUGUACAUUAACGCCCAUUUUUAGUACUGCAUCAUUUGUAUAGGUCAAAACACGGACAAUCCCAACUAUCAGAUUAAUCAUCUUUAUAGUGUUUUGAAUUGUACCAUUCCCCAUUUAACAUCAUUUAUUAAUAUUUCAUUCCGCGUCAAAGCGAUCUGAAAUCUGCAGGGAACUCACAUUUCGGGAUAAUGAGAACAUUGCAAAUACUCGGAAUGCACUAUGAUAUUUAAUUUGUGAAAAGUCGCCGUUUAAGAGAAAAUAGAGACCAUUUUCCACUUGUUUAUUGCGAUUAUAUUUAUUAAUCUUGUUGAAUGCAAUUGCUAAAAGCAUUUUCACAUCAAAUCCAAUUAAUGUUUGCUAAAUGGUGGACGUGACGUAAUGACCUACAGCGGUUAAAAACGUUUCGAAAUGUUGUGUUGCCUUGACAAUGUUCUUGGAGCAGCAUUAAACGGAUAGACACAUGGUGAUUUAUUAUUUCAGUUUUAAGUGCACUGAAAAUGUUCUUAUAUUAUUGUAUUAAACUUAUAUUUCAAUAAGUUUGGAGGAAGAUUAUUUGAAAGUAAAUCACAAAACAUGUCUUAGGUACAUAAUUCAGACAAUAUUUGAAUGGUGAUAAAGAGGGCGGUAUUACAAUAAUGAACAGACUAGAUUUCAUAAAAAACAGAUAUAUUCUAUAAAUUUAAUAUUUAAAUCUAGAUGAUAAUUGUCAUACAUUCUGUUGAAUUUGAAAAUGAGUUACAAAAUAGAUUUGAUUAAGGUGAUAUGGGCAUGUUUUGUAUGGGUACUUCAAGAAAAAUUAGUUUACAACCUUCAAGAAAAUACAACUAUGAAACUGGCUACAAGUGCUUUAGAAAGAGCGAUUUUUCAUGCGGAUCCAAUCUUGAGUGGUCUGAAUGAUACUGCGUGGGAAUGGGAAGAAUUUUCAUAUACCGAGUGGUUUUUAAUGACACGUGCUGGACGGGAAAUAAACAUAAAGAAACUUAUGCUGGAGUAUUCAGCUGUUUGUCCUAUUCAACGGUCAUGUGAUGUCAAUUUUGAUGAGAAGUUUCUGUUUGUCGAAGAUACAAAGGGUAUACCAGCUUUCUCAGAUUGUACAGACUGCACAUGUAGUCGCAGCUGUGUUGAAAAUGGCAACUGUUGCCCCGGGACACACUUUGGAUAUGUUGACCAAAAUGAAUGUAUCAGCACAAUUCUGCACCCAAAAGAGAAGAUUGAAUCUAUUUACAUGGUUGGAAUAUGUCUCGAUAAUUACAAUGGAAACACCAGUGUUAUUGAAUUGUGCGAAUCGAUGGUCCGCCCUUGUACUUCCAGAGAAUCCGGGCUUAUUUACAAGAACAAGUAUUGCGCACAGUGUAAUGCAGAAACCGACUGCUUUAAUUGGAAACUUAACGUGGACUGCGCAAGACACAAUUUGUUCCUAGAAGAGUUUGACUCAUUAGCUGAUAUGAAAGCUGCUUUAAAUCAGUCAGAUUGUGUAAUUCAGUAUGAACGACCCGUCGGUACAGAUGUUGGUUUUCUUUGUAAUUGGCGUGAUUUUUUGAAAGAAGUCCGUAUUGACAGAUGCAACGUAACGGGGUUUUGGCGUCAGUUUGAUGCUGACAUAAACUGGGCUUGUGAGAGCUUUAUAGUACCCUAUAAGGAGUUUAGAAAUGUCUUUUGUUACAUAUGCAAUCCUAGCCAUGGAAACUUACAAAAUGUGUCAUUGAUCGAUUAUUGUAAAACGCAUGAAAACACAUCAAAUUUAUUUAAUGUUUCUUUUGCAUGUAAAGAUUUUCCAGCCUCGGAUAGGCUAAAACCAUUUAAAAACAUUUAUUGCUAUGCAUGUAAUUAUGGACAUAUAUAUUUAAAGAGCUCAUUGACUAAAGUCUCUUUCUUGAGUGAAAUAUCUGAAACGAACAAUCACGUUAAUCUGUCAACGCAGAUGAAUUUAUCACUUGCAUUUCCAUAUGAGAGUAAUGUUAACGAUGUCAAAACGUUUGUGCACGAGACAUUACGAGACGCAUUUGAAAUUAUAGACAUAAAUAGCAAGCCACAUAGAAUUACUAAAACAAACUACAACGUUUCAAGUAUUGACAAAAUAAUAAAUCACUAUAUAACGGUCUGUGGAAAAGGAACGCUUUGCAGGUAUGAUGGCAAUACGGACAAAGUGUACGGUAAUCCUGUUUGUGGCCGAUGCAAGUGUGAAAAUGACUGUGCUGAAAAUGAGGCAUGCUGUCUUGAUACUAUACUUUCUAAGGAACCAUUUUCAUGUUUGGAUCAAGAGACAUUUCCUAUACUUCGCAAGAACGAUACAGGAAUAAGAAAUCGUCACGAAUGGCUGGCAGGGCAUGAAACAUAUAUGGUAAUAGACACAUGUUUAAAUAAAUCCCAUCAAUUAUCAUAUAACUGUUCUUCCCUCGAGGGUACCUCUGAUUUCUUUGCUGAUAUACCUGUUAGUACCAGUGGUUCCGUUGCAUACAGAAAUAUUUACUGUUAUGCUUGCAACAACAACUAUAUCAAAGGCAUCACUUUGGCGUUUCAGGCAUACUGUGGGACAUAUAUAGAACAUGAAUUAUUCACGGACUUAUCGCAGUUGCUUAAAACAAUUAUGUUGUACUGCCAUACGGUGUCAUUUGUUCCUGUAAAAAGCAAAAUAUGUGCGGAAGAAUACGACGCGUUGAAAGCUAGCUUAGCCGGUGGUGAGAAAUACGAAAGAAGUGAAGAACAUCCGUCAAAUUUCGAAUUCAGAGUGAUACAGCAUGAAAGUGUAUGGGUAAGGGAGAUGUAUGACCCAGUUAAAGAUGUCUAUUCUUCAUGCAACAUGUCGGGAUAUCUGAAAGAAUCUGAUAUUCUUGUCAGUGACAUUUGCGAGAAAGAUUCGGUGACUUUACUCUCUCUUCCUGAGUACCGUAUUGAGAACAGGGUGUACAAAAAUUUUGCUUGUUUUCUUUGUAAUCCGGAGUUUCAUUUACAAGAUAUGGAGUCGGACAAGGUAAUAUCUGACUGUCGUUUAAAUAGUUCUGUAGAAUGGUACGAGAAGGAUGAAAAUCUUGAAGAGUUGUGCACGACAACACCGGGAUAUGAUAUAUGGCUUCCUUACAAAAAUAUGUACUGUGCGGAAUGUAAUCUUCCCCCGUGGCAACUAGUCGACGUUGUGGUUGAUUUCUACGAUGUGUUAAGCCCUCCAGGCUACAAAUACCUUUUCUCCAUUUCACCAGAAGACUUUGCACAAAUGGAUGCGGCUGCCAAAGAAGACAAUGUGCCGAAAUGCCCUAGAGGAACUUAUGAUUAUAAUUUGAACGAGUGUCGUCCGUUGUACUGCAAUAAAGGCUAUCAACUUCAUAAUUCUACUUGUAAACCACUCCUAGAAACGGCUUCCUAUCAUUUAUAUGAAAUUUCAUUGAAACUGUUCGUCAGAGAAUUAAAUAGAUUGCAGGAAAACUCUAGCGACAACGUAAAGAUAUACCUCGGAGAAUUGUGUUCAGAUAUUAGCGAGAUGAUAACAAAACCAUUUGGAGAAACAACCGAGUUUUAUAUACGAGAGCAACAAUGUCAAGCAUCUUCACCAUGCAGUUUUUUUCAGAAUAUUAGUUAUAUCGAAGGACCGCUUGUAGACUUAACUCACACUGAAUAUAUAACUCUGUUUCUUGUUGUAGCUAUAGAAUAUACAGAAACAAUAAUGACAGUCAGGACUACUCUUAUUACCGCAUUAAGCCAGAGGUGUAACAUAACGGAUCAUUUCGAUGUUGAUGGUAAUUCUUAUUCAGUUGUUUUAGAUGCAAUUCAAACACCCAAAACUGAUUGGUUGGACCUUAAUCAAUCUUGUACAACUCCACUCAAAAAUGUUAAAGAAAUGUAUGGCCCAGAUAUUCAGUUAUCUUACUAUACAGUCGACAGAUUCUUGCUCUGUGCCUAUGUAAAACUGAAUUUCAGUGAGGCAGAUUUUUAUCAAGGUGCCCUUUUUGUGUUUAUUAAAGAUACAAAUGUUACAUUCCCUGAAAGUGAAUAUAAAGUUAUCGAUGAUUAUAUCAUUAUUUGUAUAGAUGAUUACAACAGGAAAACCAGGAAAACGACUGAUGAAAAUCGUAUACAGAAGUCUGACAGUAUUAUAUAUUUACUGAAUACUUUUACAUUAAUUUGCACAGUUAUUUCCCUUGUCUGUAUUUUCCUUACUUUCGUCACGUACUGCUUGUUCUCAACAUUGCGCACAGUACCAGGAAAGAGUCUAAUGCUUUUGUGCUUUUCCCUGUUUUGCUCCCAAAGCUUUCUUCAGUUCGGUAUCAAUGGUACAAGUAAGUCCAUGCUGUGUGUAUUCACAGGGGUUUGCAUACACUAUUUUUGGACUGCCUUCUUUUGCUCUAUGCAUAUUUGCUCUUUUCACAUGUUCAAAGUUUUCUAUUUCAACGAUAUGUUACAUCAAUUACCAAACACCGGCAGCAGAUUAUUCAUUAAAUAUUUGCUUUAUUUCAUUUUCUUCCCAAGUGCGCUCGUUCUGAUAACGGUGGUAAUUAGUAUUCUCAACUGGGAUACAUCUUUCAUUGGAUAUGGCGCAAACUAUUGUUUCAUUUCCGAUUUUUACAUCUUUGUUGGCACUUUUCUGACCCCAGCAUGUUUAAUAUUUCUGAAUAAUAUUAUCUUCUUCUCUUUAGCUUUUCACAAAAUAAGAUCUUCACAAAAUGUUCGAAGCACACGAGACAAAAGUCAUUUCUAUAUUUUUCUGAAACUUUGUACAAUCGUAGGUAUUACUUGGCCGUUACUAAUCGUUGAUAAUGUGUUAGGUGUUUCUUGGUUUUCAUUUUUAGUUUCUGGGAUAAAUUCACUGCAAGGUGUUUUUAUUUUCGGCUCUUUCGUAUUAAACAGAAGAGUCGUCCAUUUGUAUAAGUCUGCCUUGACAAAAACAUCAGUUAAAAGAUCAGCAACCAGAUCAACAUCACGUUCAAGCUACAGCGGCAUUACCAAUACCAGACUGUAAUUGCCUGGCAAGUUAGUGCGUUUUGAGCUGUGAGAUAUGGGCUUUGCGGAAUAAAGAGCUCAAUUUAUCAUAAUGUAACUCUAAAGUAAGCAAUUUACUCUAUAACCGUCGGAAAUCAAGGUAUCAAAAGCAUAAUUUGAUAAGCAUUUUGUUAGUUUUUCUGCCUUUACUUAAAAAGUGGCAUUGUUUCCUUUAAAAUAUCUAGUUUAUUAUAUAUAUUAUUUACAAUAUACCAGUUAUAAUAACUACAGUUUUAUGUUUGUUGGAUAUCUUUUAAUAUAUAGUUUGGAUUACAAAAUGUAAUCUUAGACGUUUCAAAUUUUUGAGUUAAAAACAAAUAUUAUUGUUGACGAAUUGUAAUAGACAUGUAAUUCUCCUUGUAAUCACAUGUCUCAGGACAUACAUUUGUUUCUUAAUCAUUUAUAUUGCUAUAUGUUUCCAUGACAACAGGUUAAAAAAGCAAUUCUUAAACGUGCUAGGCAAGGUGUUUCUCACAAUACUUUGAAAAACCGGAAAAAUCUCGAAAAAGAGUUUAUACCCUGGAAGAAAGAACUGUCCUUUAAUUUUGUUCCUCUGUAUUUUCCCCAGAAUUUUCUCUCUGUGAGAAAGAACGGUACUUACCCUGUAUCCUGUGAGAAAUUAUUAUGUCUCCCCCAGGAGACAUAUUGUUUUUGCCCUGUCCGUCCGUCCGUCCUUCCGUCCGUCCGUCCGUACGUCACACUUCAUUUCCGAGCAAUAACUGGAGAACCAUUUGACCUAGAACCUUCAAACUUCAUAGGGUUUUAGGGCUGCUGGAGUAGACGACCCCUAUUGUUUUUGGGGUCACUCCAUCAAAGGUCAAGGUCACAGAGGCCUAAACAUUGAAAACCAUUUCCGAUCAAUAACUAGAGAACCACUUGACCCAGAAUGUUGAAACUUCAUAGGAUGAUUGGUCAUGAAGAGUAGAUGACCCCUAUUGAUUUUGGGGUCACUCCGUCAAAGGUCAAAGUCACAGGGGCCUGAACAUUGAAAACCAUUUCCGAUCAAUAACUAGAGAACCACUUGACCCAGAAUGUUGAAACUUCAUAGGAUGAUUGGUCAAGAAGAGUAAAUGACCCCUAUUGAUUUUGGGGUCACUCCCUCAAAGGUCAAGGUCACAGGGGCCUGAACAUUGAAAACCAUUUUCAAUCAAUAACUAGAGAACCACCUGACCCAGAAUGAUGAAACUUGAUAGGAUGAUUGGUCAUAAAGAGUAAAUGACCCUUAUUGAUUAUGGGAUCACUCCGUCAAAGGUCAAGGUCACAGGGGCCUGAACAUUGAAAACCAUUUCUGAUCAAUAACUAGAGAACCACUUGACCCAGAAUGUUGAAACUUAAUAGGAUGAUUGGUCAUAAAGAGUAGAUGACCCCUAACGAUUUUGGGGUCACAGGGGCCCGCACAUUGAAAACCAUUUCUGGUCAGUAACUUGAGAACCACUUGACCCAGAAUGAUGAAACUUCGUAGGAUGAUUGGUCAUGCAGAGUAGAUGAACCCUAACGAUUUAAGGGUCAUUCUGUUAAAGUCACAGGGGCCUGAACAUUGAAAACCAUUUCCGAUCAAUAACUUGAGAACCUCUCAACCCAGAAUGUUGAAACUUCAUAGGAUGAUUGUUCAUGCAGAGUAAAUGACCCUUAUUGGUUUUGGGGUCACUCCGUUAAAGGUCAAGGUCACAGGGGCCUGAACAUUGAUAACCAGUUCCGAUCAAUAACUUGAGAACCACUUGACCCAGAAUGUUGAAACUUCAUAGGAUGAUUGAACAUGCAGAGUAGAUGACCCCUAUUGAUUUUGGGGUCAGUCUAUUAAAGGUCGAGGUCACAGUGGCCUGUUCAUGUAAAAUCAUUUUUGGAAAUAACUUGAGAACCACUUGACCUACAAUGUUGAAACUUAAUAGGAUGAUUGGACAUGCAUAGUACAUGACCCCAGUUUUAUUUUGAGGUCACUUGAUCAAAGGUCAGGGUCACAGGAGCCUGAACAGUGACUUGAGAACCACUAGGCCACGAGUGUUGAAAUUUAGCGGGAUGACUGGACAUGCCAAGUAGAUGAUCCCUAUUGCAGCCAACCAUCAGUGUCUCUUUGACUUUCGCUCCUGACCCCUAUUGACUUCUUGCCUAUAGGACUUUGCAUUGGGGGAGACAUGCGCUUUUUUACAAAAGCAUUUUCUAGUUUUCCUCUGUGUUUAUACACAGUGAGAAAGUAUGAUCCCCCUUGUUUGUACCCAGUGAGAAAGUAUGGUCCUCCAUGUUCGUACCAUUUGACAAAGUAUGGUCCUCCGUGUUUGCACCCUGUAAGAAAGUAUGGCCAUCCGUGAUCAUAACCUGUGAGAAAGCACGGUCGUUUGAGUUUGUACCCUGUGAAAAAGUAUUUUCUUCUAUGUUUGCACCAAAUGAGAAAGUAUGGUCCUUCGUGUUCGUACCCUGUAAGACAGUAUGGCCAUCCGUGAUUAUACCCUGUGAGAAAGAACGGUCGUUUGAGUUUGUACCCUUUGAAAAAGUAUUUUCCUCUAUGUUUGCAGCUGGUGAGAAAGUAUGGUACCACCCACACACACACUUUAAAACUAUGGACCUUUGAGAUUGUACCUUAGAAAACGUAUGGCAGUUUGGUCCUCCGAGGUUUUAGCAUGUUCCGAAAGGAAGUUAAUACUGCCCUUUAAAGAGAGUCUGGUUAUAACAAUUUACUGUAGUCACUAGUGAAUGAAUAUCAUAUACACUUGUCAAUAGCAAACUUUAUAAUCAUAAUGAAUACUUAGUAAAAUGGCCUGAAGUGGUUAUUAGCACGACUAAAGUUGUAUUGCUUGAGAGCGUAUAGUAGCGCGAGUGCAAUGCAAGUUUAGGAGUGCUAAAACUGCCGUUAUAUGAAUUGUUUAUUUUAUACAUUAACACAAUAACGAUAACUCGUUUAUUACAUACAAUAUCGACAUUAACAAUGUAUAAUGGGUAAAAUGACGUCAUUCAUCACUGGCGGGUUAUAAUGCCCGCUUCCGUUUAAAUCUAUCUUACGGGAGUAACAGGAUUAACACAAUAACGAUAACUCGUUAAUUAAAUAAUAUAUUGACAUUAACAAUUAUGCGUAAUUGAUAAAAUGACACCAAAAUGACGUCAUUCAUCACUGGUGGGUUAUGAUGCCCGCUUCCGGUUAGAUUUAUCUGGCGUGUGUAACAGGGUUCUUUCCUUUUCAGUUUUGUUACUAUGUAUAGUAAGGUAUUUAAUAAAUAUAAUUAUGUAUAAUACUGUUUAGGCUGGAUUGAAUUGCCAAUGUCAUAAGUUGUAUAUAUAUAUUUGUAAUUGAAGCUAUGUUCUAAUUAUAUUUUUUUUCAUGCAGAAAUAAACUUGUUUCCUUGUA